AUGCAAUGGUUUAUUUUGCAGUCGGUGGCAGCGCACCCGCAUCUUUCCUUUAGCGCCCUGUACGCUUCGGAAGAGGAUGGCUUUAUUACGAAUGCCGAGUAUGCAGAACGUUCGCUCUCCGCAGAGGCACGGCGCUCAGCAGAAGAGUUGGAGAAGUCAAAGGAAGCGAAUAGCAGCAACUGCACUCGAGCGGGCGGUGAUCACGUAACACCGAAAACUAGUGAACUAACCUACAAAAUAUUCGUGAAAGUUCUGAUGCGUGACUCACGCCAAGUGGUUAAAAAUAAAUUAAGAGAGCUCAAAGAAAGUCACAAUGGCAGCGGUGCAGAUAUUUCUUACUUUUUCGUUGUGUUAAAGAAGAUCAACAAAUUGCGGUUGGUGAAUGAAUCGCAGGAGGGCCAAGUGAUGCACGAUGCCAUUAGGGAAAUCGUCACUGAGAAACACGACAAUUCAGAGGAUGCGACAGCUUGGCUCAAUAAAAUGUUUGAUCGCAUAUUCUGUCUGGCGCUCAAAGCGAAUUCCGAUGAAGACAUAGACGGCUUGGUGGACAGCUUCACGAUCGAGGAGGAAAUCAGUCAACACUUCAACGUCUUCAUACAAUUUUGGCUAAAUUACACGCCCACAAAAAACACCAAGGACAGCACAGUUGAUGCAACAGCAGAAACGGAUCGUGUGCCAAAUGAAACGCUAUGUGUGGUUGACAUCCCUAAUUUGCCUUUGAACACAACGAAUAUCACGCACAGCAUUUUCGCAGAAAUAGUCAUACGCGAUUCGCAAAAAGUAGCUCAGAGAAAGUUAGAUGAACUGAAGUCGCUGGAAUCGGAGCAGUACAAAUGGUAUAUUGCCGAUUUGACGAAAAUACUCGAGCACAUUGACAACCGCUUAUAUGACAAUACAACGGAGGAUGGUGAACUUAUUUACAAGUCGCUGAAGAGCAUCAAUGAAAUGAACGGCGAAGAUGACUCAACAUGGCUGGAUCACAUCGUUGAUCGCAUCUUCUGCAUAGCAAAAGAAGUGCGCAUGGAAAGCGAAAUGAAGAGUGCAGCUGAGAGUAUUUCGAUAGAGGAAACUAUUGAAGGGCACUUUGAAAUUUUCAAACAAUUGUGGUUGAAUUGUAAAAAUUUGUAUAUUCAUAGAGGCGAAAGCAUAUACAAGCUUUGUAAGAGUCAGCGAAAGUACUACGAUGAGUAGAUGGGCAUGUACGUAGGUGAAGUUUCCUAAUAGAUUUUGGUUUAUGAAAUUUCCGGUUAAAAUAGAAAAACCUUAAAAAUCACUAAAACAUGUCUAGCUUUGUAAAGUAACUAAAUACAUGCAUAUACAUACAUUAGCGUGGGCCGAAAAUUCGCUUUCAUAAUAUGGUUCAUUAUGUUCUAAAAUAAAUAUGUGCGAAAU
This is a messenger RNA of Rhagoletis zephyria (snowberry fruit fly), 1392 nucleotides long. RefSeq lists its product as uncharacterized. NCBI's taxonomy places the organism in Eukaryota, Metazoa, Arthropoda, Insecta, Diptera, Tephritidae. The record is from RefSeq and is a predicted model, not a curated record.